AUGACUGCUGAUAAGCCCGCGCCCAGUCCUACGGGUGUUGGUGCUGGAUCCCGAACCCACAAAUCCUGCGAUGCUUGCAAGUCACGCAAGGUCCGCUGUCCUAGUAACGGCCCGCCCGGACCUUGCGCGAAUUGUAUCCGUCGAAAAGAAGAGUGUCGCUUCAGUGUAAAGAGGCUAGCCCACAGGCGCAACGUUGCCGGACAGCUUCUGCCAACAAAUUAUUCGCCAUCGAGCAAUCGACCACCCAGUCUCCCAGACGCCAAAGCCGUGCUAGACUUGUCGACAUCAGAUGGAGAGACCAAGCCACUCGUCCUCCCUGAUCGCACGUCGCCAAAGUCUCCUCCCCACCGCAUCCAAGAACUCCACGUCGAUCGCGUCCUAGCACGAGCACAGAGGCCAAAGACCUCUACUGGAAGAGGCCAGGAGGAAACCAUGUUUGUACCACGCAAUGGCAUAUUUGGUAUUGAAGCGCCACAUGCCCUCAGUGGCCUGCACGUACUAACAGAUCAAGGGGGCCGGAACAGCCUCACGUUCUUCUCCGACAACAGGCUACUCUCCCUGUCGACGCGCCUCCAGAAUCAGAAGGUGAACGAGCUCGUUGGUCGAAUUUCUGUCAUUGUCAAUGGACGUCUUCGUCGCACCGACUCGGCAGCGACGAAUCCCCGGAAAACGCAACCUCCCGAUAUGGGGACCGACAGAGCGCGUGCCGCCUUGUACAUCCGCCUCUACUUUGAGCGAGUGCAUCCCAUGUUCCCGUUCCUUGACCGGACGACUUUCGAGACUACAGUGUCAAGUCCCAACUUCCCCAAUCUCCUCGAACGCAGCAAGCCAUGGUGUUGUCUCUACCACAGCGUCCUUGCUCUAGGGUCCCAGUAUGCUGAUGGGGGGACAUUCGAGCCUGGUAAGGGCGAGUCGUGGCGGCUGUUCUCUAUCAGCUUGAGCGGCUUCUCGGAGCUCCUGCUGCUUCCUGAUUCUCUCACCACCUUGCAGGCAUUGACGGCCAUGUCUGUCUAUGGCUUAGGGAUCUCGGGCUUGGCUGUUGAGCCUGUCAUCAUGUCAGAGGCGGCAAGACGGGCUCAGAUGAUGUCCAGUCAUAGCUUUACUGGUCCAACGGCUCACGCUUACCAGAAGUCUUUCUGGAUUCUAUAUGCGGUUGAGAAAAUCACCAGCUUCCACUUUGGGAGAAGUUCCGGAUUCGUCGAUAGCGACAUAUCCUGUCCCAUCCCCGUCGUCCCCGAAGCAACGUCGGGAGACUUUAGCUGGUUCCUGCACCUAGUGCGUUUCGCUCGCCUCCUUUCUCGAGCAUAUACAUCACUCUUCUCGGUCGGCGUGUCGGGCAACUCCGACUCGUACUAUCUCGACGUGAUUGACCAAUUAAACGGUGAACUCGAAGAAUGGAGAGCAUCUCUGCCAGACAAUGGCUUCCGCCCGGGUGGAAUUCUACGCCCUCAAACCGUAUCCGGUCCUAAUGCGAGAUCACUCGCUCUCAUUCUUCAUUAUCUUUACUACAGCAUGUUACUGACUCUUGCGAGAACUACGCUGUGCUAUUUGCCUGUCCCUGAGACGCCGGCGGUGAAAGCGACAAAGGACGACAAGAUGAAGACCAUUUUGAAUGCAUCGAGGGCAAUUUUGGAGUUGACUACGAUGAUUGAAGUUGAGCCAUACACGGUCACAUGGGUCCUUGCGGGAAUCCCUAUUACCGCACUUUUUGUCUUAUUUGACCUUGUGAUUCAUGAUCCUCGGCAGCCAGAUACAGGCACCAAUCUGGCUCUGCUCGACAUGGUUGCUGGUCACUUCAGUCGGAUAGAGUAUGCCAGCGGCGGCACCGUGCCCGGUUCCUUGAUAGCCGAGUUCGCCAAGAUUGCGCGAGACUACGUGAACGAGAUUCAGCAUGCCGAGGCUGGUUUGAUGAAUCCCGCGAGACCACAUGCACCCACAAAUCCUUCCACGAUGCAAAUGGUACAGCAAUCGUCAGAGCUUGAUGCCAGAAACAAUAAACAAGUGGAUAGGCCAACUCAGAUGACUUUGGAUCUAUCUGAUACUCUGCCGAGGGAGGCCAUGAUGUCUGGUCCGAUGCAGCAACCAGGAUACACCGACUUUGCGUUCGACAGCGGGAUGGGCCAGGUAUCUCCUAGUGCGCUCAUGGGAACCGACGUGAUGGGAAUCUUUAAUUAUUUCCUGCCCGAUCUGGACCCGAUGUUUUACCAGGGUAUGACGCAGGAGUACGAUCUGCUACCACAGCAGCAUGGAGGGACCGUUCAGAGCAUGGACAAGUGA
Messenger RNA from Colletotrichum costaricense, 2277 nucleotides. RefSeq lists its product as uncharacterized. The record is from RefSeq and is a predicted model, not a curated record. The transcript has 9 exons. NCBI's taxonomy places the organism in Eukaryota, Fungi, Ascomycota, Sordariomycetes, Glomerellales, Glomerellaceae. Gene Ontology annotation, biological process: DNA-templated transcription; regulation of DNA-templated transcription. Gene Ontology annotation, molecular function: DNA-binding transcription factor activity, RNA polymerase II-specific; zinc ion binding; DNA binding. The coding region runs from base 1 to 2277 and encodes 758 amino acids.